ACUUAGUCAUGUUCAAGACUGAGUAAUAACAACAAUUCAAUUGUUUUUAUUUUUAAAAUAAAAUAUGAUAAAAAUAAUUUAAUUUAAUAAUUUAAUUAAUUACUGCAACUUAUUUCGUAGGAAUUUAUUGCUGAUAAAAAAAACUGAAAUGGCUUCCACUAAAUUUAACAAAAGUGCAAACAUGAAGCACCGGCUUACAAGACCAAAUGCAUCAGUAGCAAACAGCACCAGCCACAUUGGACCCACACCAACGAAAGAUGCAGUCAUGCAGACCCUUCUGAAGCAGGCCAGAAAGUCAGGAGUUUUAAAUUUGUCAAACAGGAGUCUUGGAGAAGUUCCUAAAUGUGUCUGGAACAUUAACUUAGAUAUCCCAGAAGAAGGGAAGUCUAUUUCGUUGGACAGCAAGUCAGAUGACCGAUGGUGGGAACAGGUCGACCUUACAAAAUUGAUUCUUGCCUCAAACUGUCUGAAAAGCAUUUCAAUUGAUAUAUCAUUGCUGCCUGCUUUAACUGUGCUAGAUAUUCAUGAUAAUGGCUUAUCAUCACUGCCUGACUCUCUUGCCACGUUAACAUUACUGAACAGACUCAAUAUAAGUCAGAAUAUGUUCAGUGAACUGCCAAAAUGCGUGUACCAGCUGAAGAACUUGUGCAGUUUGCAGGCACAGCAGAAUAAGAUCAGUAGCAUUGAGGAUUCCAUUGGCUAUCUCAUCAAUUUAGAAGAACUAGAUUUGUCAUCCAAUGAACUGACUGAGUUAUCGGCGUGUGUCGACUACCUCACCAGACUUCUGAGGCUCAACUUAAUGAAGAACAAGAUUGCGACUCUGCCUUCUGAGAUUGGCAGUUUGAAAAAUUUAAAGAUCCUUGAUGCCUCAGACAACAAGUUAGAGAGGCUGCCAGAGGCAGUGGGCAUGUUGAAUAAGCUAGAGAUCCUCUACCUCCAGUUCAAUCAGAUCAAUCAGUUUCCAGAUCUUAAGGGAUGCACUGUGUUGAAGGAGCUACAUUUAGGCAAGAACAGUCUGCAAUCCCUUCCAGUGGAUCGCCUUUCGUCGCUGGUCUCCCUCAAGAUACUGGACCUGAAGGACAACCAACUCUCCAGCAUUCCCGAUGAGAUCAGCUCCUUAGAGCAUCUGGAAAGAUUUGACGCCAGCAACAACAACCUGUCUACAGUACCAAAUACUUUGGGCCUGAUGGUGAAUUUGAAAGCUCUGUAUUUAGAUGGCAAUCCUGUGAGGUCGAUUAGGAGAGAUAUUCUUGUGAGAGGAACCGUGGAAAUUAAGAAAUUUUUGAAAAAUCGUCUGGUGUCUGAACAAUCAGUUACGUCAUCAACAACUGAAAACAAAUUAAUGUUAAAUUUUUCAUUCUUCACAGAAAUUAAACUCUUAUCAAUUAAUUUUGAAAAACUUGUGGAAAUUCCAGAAAGCUGCGUGGCGGGUGCAGUUAAGUGUGGCGUGACACAAGUUGACGCUUCCAAAAAUAACUUUUCGGGAUUUCCUCAAAAAUUAGCAGACUUGAGCAAGUCACUGAAUGAGUUAGAUUUGUGUUUCAAUAAGAUGACAUCGGUUUGUGACACUCUUUGUCAGCUGGACAGAUUGGUCUUCUUGAAUUUUAGCAGUAACCAACUGACCAGCCUGCCAGGUAGUCUAAAGAACUUGCUUCAUUUGAGAGAGAUCAACUUAAAUAUGAACAGAUUCACAGUUUUUCCCGCCUGUCUUUAUAACGUCAAGAGCAUAGAAAUAAUAAUGCUGAGUGAUAAUAAGAUCGAAAAAAUACAAGUGGAGGAUGGUUUGAUAUCUUUGCCUAGGUUAUCAGUUCUCGACUUGCAGAAUAAUAACAUCAGUAGUGUUCCACCUACGCUUGGCAAUUGUACACAACUCAGGUCUCUCAAACUUGAAGGCAACAGUUUCCGCAAUCCAAAUGCAUCUACACUCGCCAAGGGCACUGCAGUACUCCUGGAAUACCUUAGAAAUCGCAUACCCACAUGAUUUUUUUGCUUAAAUUUUUGUAUUUACCAUUCAAAAUGAAUUUAUCUUUUCUUUAAUAAUAUAUAAACCGUUCAUUUGUAUUAUCAUUAUUAUGUGUUAUUUUAUUAUUUGUAUUAUCUAAAUACUGAAACAGAGCUUGUAAUAGGAUACCUACGAAUUGGGAAAAAAAGAAAGACAUAUUUUGUAAAUGCACGUCGUUUAUCAACGUUAUACAAAUUUCUGAUUAAACUUGGACACCUAUUUUAUAUUAUUUGUUUCACAAUUUAUAGUCACGAUAUUUUUGGUUUUCAAUCGGGCCUUACAUUUUUGCGCUAAAAAGAGUA
Helobdella robusta is the source of this 2304-nucleotide messenger RNA. RefSeq lists its product as hypothetical. Gene Ontology annotation, molecular function: protein binding. The record is from RefSeq and is a predicted model, not a curated record. The transcript has 18 exons. Bases 149 to 1981 code for a protein of 610 amino acids. NCBI's taxonomy places the organism in Eukaryota, Metazoa, Annelida, Clitellata, Rhynchobdellida, Glossiphoniidae.